Molecule: messenger RNA, 780 nt
Organism: Coprinopsis cinerea okayama7#130
Lineage: Eukaryota; Fungi; Basidiomycota; Agaricomycetes; Agaricales; Psathyrellaceae
Exons: 2
Coding region: 1-780 (259 amino acids)
Source: RefSeq, a predicted model, not a curated record
AUGCCCGUCAAGUCUCGCGACGAAGACCGUCGUUUCUUCGCGUCCAAAUGCAUCCCUAUUUUCAUUUCUGCAGAGAUGGGACUUAGACCCUGGAGACGAUUUGUUCGGGAGAUGGGAGACGACUUCCCUUUUCCCUGCGCUUCUUGUAUCAAUACAGGAGAGCCUUGCGAAGUGUCCCCAGACCUCGUGGGCUGUUUGUCAUGUCUCCGUCGUGGAACUCGCUGCACCGCCCAUGACGAUUGCAUCCAGCACGCCCUUAUGCGCCACUUCCCUGCUAGCUGGAGAAACCAUCUCUUUUCGACUUUUUACGAUUACCAUGGCUAUCAUGCAUACGCUCGUGGUCGUAUGCACUCGAACUUAGGCGGUCUCAACGCCGUCUUUAACGGUGUGUGUUUCUCAGCUGCCCACUCUCUGUUCCCUCAACUCAUACCCAACCAAGCUACUUCUGUUAUUGCUACCCGAGUCGCUGCAUUGACUCGUCGACAAUCGCUUCCUCGCCUUACAGCUGCUCUCGAUCAGCUGCGAGAAGCUACUUUCGUUCUCGCUAUAGGCCGUUCGGUAAUGCAGCAGCAACAUAUCGCGCGACAUAUUUUACUACACGAUAUCGCUUCCAUCUUGAAAUCCAUUCGCCAUGGUUGCCUUCCUUCCCAGCGAGGUCUUGCCCUUAUCGAAUCCAUUUUUAAAGACCGAGGAUCCGAUGUAUGGUCGGCUACUCGUUUUCCUUAUGGCCCGUGCCCCGAACUUCGCGCUUUACUCCCUACCCAUCCCGACUUGGACUAG